CGAAAAUUUACGAUUUUUUAUUAACCCACACUGUGUCUGUUGUUACUACAACACAAUUCCUCAAUGGCAGACAAAAGUACUGAAGCUGCUCAGUCCAAGGAGGUUCAGAAUUCACCAAAUUCUCAGGAGCCUCCAAGACCUAAAACUGAGAAAGAACUGGAACGUGAACGUCAAAAAGCUGCUAAGCUUGAGAAGUAUCAGGCCAAAUUAGCUGCAAAAAAGGCUAAGGAGGAGUCUAGAAAGCCAAAGAUUGAGAAGAAGUCCAAGAUUGCUGAACCUGUAGCUGAAUAUGUUGAAGAAACAAAACCCGGUGAAAAGAAGGUCUUACAAGACUUGGAAUCUCCCUCUUUGAAGUCAUAUAAUCCCAAGGCUGUUGAAUCUGCUUGGUAUGACUGGUGGGUUAAGUCUGGAUUUUUUGAACCUGAAUUCGGCCCCGACGGUAAAGUGAAAGAGGAGGGUAAGUUUGUUAUCACCUCUCCUCCUCCUAAUGUCACUGGUGCUCUCCACAUUGGUCAUGCCCUCACUAUUGCAAUUCAGGAUUCUUUGGCCCGUUGGAACCGUAUGAAGGGUAAGACUGUACUUUUCUUGGGAGGUUUUGAUCAUGCAGGUCUUAGUACCCAGUCUGUCGUUGAGAAGAAGCUUUGGGCUGAAAAAAAGCAAACUCGCCACGACUAUGCCAGAAAUGAUUUUGUCGACAUUGUCUGGAAGUGGAAAGAGGAAUAUCACGAGCGAAUUAAGAAACAAAUGUCCCGUCUUGGUGGCUCUUUUGACUGGACUCGUGAAGCUUUUACUAUGGAUGAGAACCUUACUCGUGCUGUCGUCGAGACCUUUGUCCGCUUGCAUGAGGAUAAGAUUAUCUACCGUGCCAACCGCCUUGUAAACUGGUGUACUGCUUUACAGACUACUUUGUCUAACUUGGAAGUUGAGAAUAUUGAAGUGACCGGACGUACUGAAAUCAAGGUUCCUGGUUAUGAUCACCUUGUGGAAGUCGGUGUCUUGACCUCAAUUGCUUAUGAAGUGGAAGGCUCUGAUGAUAGAAUAAUCAUUGCAACUACUCGUCCUGAGACUUUGCUUGGUGAUACUGCCAUUGCAGUUCAUCCUCAAGACCCUCGUUACAAGCAUCUUCACGGAAAAUCUGUCAAGCACCCCUUCUGCAACCGAAGCCUUCCCAUCGUUUGCGACGAUAUCGCUGUUGAUAUGGAAUUUGGUACUGGUGCAGUUAAAAUUACUCCUGCUCAUGAUCUUAACGAUUAUGAGGUUGGUAAACGUCACAAUCUUGCUUUCAUCAACAUUCUGAACGACGAUGGUACCAUGAACGAAAAUUGCGGUGAAUUUUCCGGAAUGAAGCGUUUCGAUGUCCGUAUAAAGAUUGUUGAGCGCCUUAAUGAACUUGGCUUGUUUGUGGGUACCCAAGAUAACCCAAUGGUUAUUCCUGUUUGCGGCAAAACUUCCGAUAUUAUCGAACCCAUCAUGAAACCUCAAUGGUGGGUUAACCAAAAGGAAAUGGCUUCUGCUGCCGCUGAAGCUGUACGUUCUGGCGAAAUUGAUAUCGCCCCCGAUGUCUCUCGUAAAGAAUUUAUUCGCUGGAUGGAAAACAUUCAGGAUUGGUGUAUCUCUCGUCAAUUGUGGUGGGGCCACCGUAUUCCUGCCUACUUCGUUAAGCUCAGCAAUGAAAAGAACCAAGACAGGAGCGAUGAUCGUUUCUGGGUUAGUGGUAGGUCCAUCGAAGAAGUCGAAGAAAAAGCCAAAGCUGCUUUUCCCGGUAAAUCCUUUACCUUAGAACAAGACGAAGAUGUACUCGAUACUUGGUUCUCUUCAGGCUUGUGGCCUUUCUCUACCUUGGGCUGGCCCAACGAGACUGUUGACUUAAAAACAUUUUACCCAACCGUUUUGAUGGAAACCGGAUGGGAUAUUUUGUUUUUCUGGAUCGCUCGUAUGGUUAUGUUGGGUAUCAAACUCACAGGUCAGGUUCCCUUUAAGCGCGUCUUUUGCCAUGCUCUUGUUCGUGAUGCUCAAGGACGUAAGAUGUCCAAGUCUUUGGGUAAUGUCGUUGACCCCAUUGACGUGAUUGAGGGCAUUACUCUUCAAGCUUUGCAUGAUAAACUUUCGGUCGGUAAUUUGGACAGCCGUGAAGUUGAGAAGGCCAAGAAGGGACAAAAGAUGAGUUAUCCCAAGGGCAUUCCUCAAUGCGGUACCGAUGCUUUACGUUUCACCCUCUGUUCGUUAACUAGUGGUGGACGUGAUCUUAACCUGGAUAUUCUCCGUGUUGAAGGUUAUCGUAAAUUUUGCAAUAAACUUUACAAUGCCACAAAGUUUGCUUUGGGACGUCUUGGACCUUCUUUCAUACCUAACGCGACCGAUAAGCCCACUGGCAAAGAGUCACUUGUCGAAAAGUGGAUUUUCCAUCGUUUGAAUGUUGCUGUGGAUGCUAUGAACAAGUACAUGGAAGAGAUGAACUUUUUGCAAGCAACUUCUGCCGUCUACCAGUUCUGGCUUUAUGAACUGUGUGACGUUUACAUCGAAACCUCUAAGUACUUGAUUAGUGAUGGAACCCCCGUCCAGCAAGAAUCUGCCAAGCAAACUCUAUACACUGUUCUAGACACUUCUUUAAGAUUAAUGCAUCCUUUUAUGCCUUAUGUUACUGAAGAAAUGUGGCAACGUCUUCCCCGUCGUCCUAGCGAUACUACUCCCAGUAUUGUGAAGGCUAAGUUCCCUAUAACCAGAGAAGACUAUGCCUAUGAACAAGCCGCUAAAGAUUAUGAGUCUAUCAUCACAGUUGUUCACUCCAGCCGCUCCAUGAUGGCUGAUAACGGUGUUAAAUCUGAUGCUGUCUUAUACAUUCAUCCUGGGCAGAAACAGCAAGAGUUAAUUAAUGCUGAAAUUGCCAGUAUUCAAUCUUUGAUCAAGAAAUGCAAGUCGCUUAAAAUCGUUGAUACUGAUUUCGAUGGUGAGAAGUGUGCAAAAUCCGAAAUUCUAGAGGGUUGUACCGUCUUUUUGGAAAAGAGGGAGUAAAUUAUCAUAAAUGAACUAAGUAGAAUAGAAGGUAUCUAUAAAUAAAAAUAAUUGGCAUUUCAUUACAUAUUAACAAUAAAUAUUUGAGUAUACACAGUUCCCCA
Schizosaccharomyces cryophilus OY26 is the source of this 3116-nucleotide messenger RNA. RefSeq names its product cytoplasmic valine-tRNA ligase Vrs1/Vas1. The transcript is spliced from 3 exons. The record is from RefSeq and is a predicted model, not a curated record. Gene Ontology annotation, cellular component: cytosol. Gene Ontology annotation, molecular function: ATP binding; valine-tRNA ligase activity; aminoacyl-tRNA deacylase activity. Gene Ontology annotation, biological process: valyl-tRNA aminoacylation. Bases 64 to 3012 code for a protein of 982 amino acids. Lineage: Eukaryota; Fungi; Ascomycota; Schizosaccharomycetes; Schizosaccharomycetales; Schizosaccharomycetaceae.